Zea mays is the source of this 2715-nucleotide messenger RNA. RefSeq lists its product as uncharacterized. The transcript is spliced from 3 exons. NCBI's taxonomy places the organism in Eukaryota, Viridiplantae, Streptophyta, Magnoliopsida, Poales, Poaceae. Bases 589 to 2322 code for a protein of 577 amino acids. The record is from RefSeq and is a predicted model, not a curated record.
CCCGCCCCGGCCCCCGCCACGGGAGCCUGCGACACCAUCCCCACCACAGCAAGGUUGCUUGGGAACCGUAGCCAGAAUGCGGUGGAGACGACACCGACGUCGCAGCCGGGCUUUGCCGUGGAAUCCAAGGAAGCACAAAAACUAGUGCCUUCCGUCCCGAAUCGUUCCCCUGCGCCCCCAGAAUUAGACUGGGACGGAGCGGAGAACGCAACCCGAACGUGAUUCGUCAGUGGCAAGCAACCACUGGCGAACUAGGUUCCUCCGGAUCAAAAAAAAGGAAAAGAAACUCUGCACAAAGUCCUCCCUGCUACUUCUAUGGAUUGCAGCAAAGACGAGUUUCUUUCACAGGCGGAAUCGAGGACCGAGAACGGGAUCAGAAAUUCGAAAGAGGAACGAACGAAAUCUUUACAGGCAGAGGAGCUGGGGCGGGAGGGAUGGUCCGUUGUUUUUCUCUGAGAAGGAAUGAGGAAAACAACGGAUUUGUUUUGGCUAAUUUCUUAUUGAAUGUAUUUUCGACUAUUGUAAUUUACUAAUUUAUCUACUGUUAUUGGCUCAUUUUGUUACUGCAUAUGCAGCCUCACCGUUGCCAUGGACGGCGAUGCCUUCGACCUCAACUCGCAGGCGCCGGAGACUGAUGGUUUCUCGGGGCUUCAGCUGUACGGCAACAUCCUGUCCGAGUCUGAUGGUCUGUUCGAUGGUCGUGCCAGCGGCUCUGUGCUUCCUCCGUAUCGCCCACCGUGUGCCGGAGGCGGUGACGCGCGGGCAGCUACAGCGGCACCCUACGCUCGGCAGCUGCUCUUCGACGGCUCCACCUCGGCGGCAGGCAACACAGUUCGUCAGCGGGCGAACUCGGCCGCAGCAGCACCCGUCCGUCGUCAACAGCUCAACAACACAGCGCGUCGUCGCACCAACAGCCAAGGCGCACCGCGUCCGCCACCACCGAGGGCACAGAGGGCUCCGAGGACACAGAGGGCACCCAGGAGUGCAGUCCGUGGGCAAGCAUCCGGCUCCGGCGCUCCCUUCAACAACGAUGAAGCAAUGGAGGAUCACGUGGAGGACUUAGCUAGCUCCGGAGGUCCCCCGGAAGAUGAUGAUGGCAUCAUGUAUGAGGAAGAAGAAGCCGAUGGAGGCAGCUCAAGUGAGGAUGAAGUUAUAUCCAGGUGUCGCAACAAUUUGGUGCAACAACAAAAAAUGAUUGUGCAGUUGGUUCCUAUCUUGGGUAUGUACUCUGAUAACUACUUCCUGAAACUACCUAAGAGGGUCGCUGGGGAUUCUGGUUUGGAAUGGGUGCAAGAGACACUAGCAAGAGAUACCCAAUGUUACAACAUGUUUAGGGUUGAGAGGCCUUUAUUUUAUAGACUGCAUAAUACUUUGGUCCGUAGAUAUGGGUUGAAAUCCACUAAAAAAUUGACAUCUGUAGAGGCUCUUGCUAUGUUUUUAUGGAUUGUUGGAGGCUCACAGGCAGUUAGACAGGCUGACAACCGUUUUAGGAGGUCUCUGGAGACAGUAAGUAGGACAUUUAGCAGAGUUUUGACAUGUCUCCUGAAGUUAGCACAUGACAACAUUGCACCCAAGGACCCAACAUUUGCAGAGAUGCACCCAAAUUUAGAGAAUCCAGCAUUUUGGCCAAACUUCAACGAUUGCAUAGGAGCUAUCGAUGGGACACAUAUCAAGGUUGUGGUUGAUAAGAGUAAGAGGAUUCCAUAUUUGAACAGGCACAAUGAGACCAGUCAAAAUGUGCUUGCUGUUUGUGAUUUUGACAUGAGAUUUACCUUUGUGUUGUCGGGAUGGCCUGGUUCAGCACAUGACAUGAGAGUUUUCAAAGAUGCCAUAACUACUCAUCACCACAAAUUUCCACAUCCACCACCAGGCAAGUAUUAUGUGGUUGAUGCGGGUUACCCAAAUCGUCCGGGAUACCUUUCACCAUACCGGUGUACAAGGUACCAUGUCGAGCAAUGGCAUAACGGCCCACCGCCCCAAGGUAUGAAAGAAGUCUUCAACCAUGCACAUGCCAAAGUUAGAAAUGUGAUAGAAAGAAGUUUUGGAGUGUUGAAGAUGAAGUUUAGGAUUUUGUUGAACAUGCAAAGAUUUCCAGAGGACAAGCAAACUAGAAUUAUUGUUGCAUGUAUGGCUCUUCACAAUUUUAUUCGAGAGAGUAGAAUUGCGGAUCGAGAAUUCGAAGCAUGUGAUGCCGAUGAAAAUUAUAACCCAAUGCCUAGUUCUGCAGCAUCAACAUGGCCAGAAGACGAACCUCUUGUUGAAGAUGUCAACAUGAAUGCCUUCCGUGAUGACUUAGCUCAUGCUUUGUUUCAUGAAGUGUAAUUGUUUUUAAUAUUGAUUAAGGACUUGUUGUGAUUUGGAUGUUUGAUUUGUGAAAAAAAAAUUAUUUGUGUUAUUUGUGUGUGGGAGAAGCCACACAAGAGUUUGCCACACUAAAUCCGGAUAAGGAAAGGUUUAAAUGAGACAAAUAAUUAUAAAAUAGCAUUUAUUGUAAACUAGCCUUUGGAUCCAAACACGUAGAGGGCUAGAGCUAGUUUGGGCUAGAGUUAGAGCUAGAAACUAGCUCUAGCUCUAGCCGGGUUUGAAGGAUCCAAACAGGGAGCAUGUACCCUUAGACUAUGGAUCAGGUUUCCAACCAUAAGAGACAGGUAAGAGACUGCACGAUACAAUCCUAAGUCUCUAGAUUAUAAAUGUAGUUAAGAGACAUGGAGAAUC